AAAGGAAAUGUAUAGCGAUGACUUAUUACUCUUCUUCUUCUACCGGUCGUCUCCGUCUUUUAACAGGUGGUAAUCGUUCCUCGUAAACGUCAUUUCUCUCGUGUGUGAAGCUCGAAUCUCCUCGUUCGUCCCUCGGAAUCUUGUAUGGAGUUCGAAUUAGGAGAACCGUAGAGGGUGAAUCCUAUUGAUCGAGGGUUCUUUCGGAGGUUUUGGUUCGGUGUAACCGAUGCUGAGGAAGCUGCGGCAUCAAGUGACUUAAGAAGGAACUCGAGAUAAAAAAGAAAAUUGUUAUAUACUAGGGUUUUUUUUUUCUCUACAGGGGUUUGAUCGUGGAGAGCUAGAUGCUGAAGAAAUAAGAAGAGUUGAGGAAAAUUGUGUUAGUUGAUUGAGAAGAUGGUGGAGGGCCCAAAAUUCACUGGAAUUAUAGGCAAUAACCAUAAUGAAAACAAUUAUUAUGAUUUCACAUCAGGGUUUUACCAUAAAAUUGGUGAGGGGUCCAAUAUGUCCAUAGACAGUGUUGGGAGUUUACAGACAACCAACGGAGGGGGAUCUGUCUCCAUGUCUGUAGAUAACAGCAGUGUUGGGUCAAAUGAUUCCCACACUCAUAUUUUGGGUCACCCUGGCUUGCGUCCAGUGAACAUGAAUAACAAUUCUGUAGGCUACAGCGUCCGUCCAGGAAGAGUAUCGCAUGCUUUAAGUGACGAUGCCCUGGCCCAGGCCCUAAUGGACAGCAGAUACCCCACGGAAGGCCUUGAAAAUUAUGAUGAGUGGACAAUUGAUUUGAGGAAGCUUAACAUGGGGACUGCUUUCGCACAGGGGGCUUUUGGGAAACUCUACAAGGGGACUUAUAAUGGUGAAGAUGUUGCGAUCAAGAUAUUGGAAAGGCCAGAGAACAAUGCAGAAAGGGCACAAUUGAUGGAACAACAAUUCCAGCAAGAAGUCAUGAUGCUUGCUACGCUGAAGCACCCAAACAUAGUCCGCUUUAUUGGGGCAUGCCGUAAGCCAAUGGUUUGGUGCAUUGUGACAGAGUAUGCAAAGGGUGGGUCAGUCAGACAGUUCUUGAUGAGGCGGCAUAAUCGAUCAGUACCUUUAAAAUUAGCAGUCAAGCAGGCCUUGGAUGUUGCAAGGGGAAUGGCUUAUGUGCAUGGACUUGGUUUCAUACAUAGGGAUCUAAAGUCCGACAACCUCUUGAUCUUUACAGACAAGUCGAUCAAGAUUGCAGAUUUUGGAGUAGCUCGGAUUGAGGUUCAGACGGAGGGAAUGACACCAGAGACAGGAACAUACCGUUGGAUGGCCCCAGAGAUGAUCCAGCACAGGCCCUACACACAGAAGGUCGAUGUGUACAGCUUCGGAAUUGUCUUGUGGGAACUGAUCACUGGCAUGCUUCCGUUCCAGAAUAUGACAGCUGUACAGGCAGCAUUUGCUGUUGUGAACAAGGGUGUCCGGCCUAUCAUCCCCAAUGAUUGCCUUCCUGUUCUUAGUGAGAUCAUGACCCGCUGCUGGGAUGCCAACCCUGAGGUCCGCCCACCAUUCACCGAAGUGGUUAGGAUGCUUGAGAAUGCUGAGACAGAGAUCAUGAUGACUGUCCGCAAGGCCCGUUUCCGGUGUUGCAUGGUACAACCAAUGACAGCUGACUGAUCCAGCAAGCAAAAGAUACAACAAAGAAAACAGAGGAAAGCAUAAAAAGCAGGUGAUUUUAUCCGAGUCUUGUGUAUCUACUAGUCUUUUCAGAUUUUUUUUUUUUUAUUUAUUUUUAUUUUUUUGUCUAAGAUAGGAAAACAAAAACGAAAUGUUACUAAAGGACUGCCAGCCUCUGGGUUCUGGUAUUUACCGGGCUUUCCUCUGGUAUCUACCAGUUUCUGGUUUCUGGUUUUAUUUUACUGAACUGCUGUUGCUGAAGUAGUAGUAGAGGAGAUUGAUGUGUAUUCUUCCCUUCUUGGUAUAUGCUGGCAUGCCUUCUCUUUUUUGCUUUGCUUAACAGAAGCAGGUUCUUUACUGGAUCUA
Nelumbo nucifera (sacred lotus) is the source of this 2004-nucleotide messenger RNA. Its product is annotated as serine/threonine-protein kinase STY13. Gene Ontology annotation, molecular function: protein kinase activity; ATP binding. NCBI's taxonomy places the organism in Eukaryota, Viridiplantae, Streptophyta, Magnoliopsida, Proteales, Nelumbonaceae. The record is from RefSeq and is a predicted model, not a curated record. Gene Ontology annotation, cellular component: cytoplasm. Gene Ontology annotation, biological process: protein phosphorylation; signal transduction.